Polypterus senegalus (gray bichir) is the source of this 3948-nucleotide messenger RNA. It is a transcript of the gene carm1, whose product is annotated as coactivator-associated arginine methyltransferase 1. The coding region runs from base 72 to 1808 and encodes 578 amino acids. Gene Ontology annotation, molecular function: protein-arginine N-methyltransferase activity. The record is from RefSeq and is a predicted model, not a curated record. Gene Ontology annotation, biological process: peptidyl-arginine methylation. The transcript has 16 exons. Lineage: Eukaryota; Metazoa; Chordata; Cladistia; Polypteriformes; Polypteridae.
GUGAACAGUAGCGCUCCUCAUCAUCCUUCUCCUCCUCGGCGUGUCGCUCCGGCUCUCCUCCAAGUUCGAAGAUGGCGGUGUCCGUGUUCCCGGGCGUGCGGCUCCUCACCAUCGGCGACGCAAAUGGAGAAAUUCAGCGGCACUCGGAGCAGCAACCGCUGAAGCUGGAGGUGAAAACUACGCAGGACGCCGCCCUGAUAGCCCUGUGCAACAAUGAGGACGUUUGUGUUUUCAAAUGCUCUGUGUCAAGGGAGACCGAGUGUAGCCGUGUUGGCAAACAGUCUUUCAUUAUCACGCUGGGGUGCAACAGUGUACUUAUUCAGUUCACCUCUCCAAAUGAUUUCUGCUCUUUUUAUAACAUCCUUAAGAACUGCAGGGGCCACAAUGCAGAAAGAUCAGUGUUCAGCGAGCGAACAGAAGAGUCAUCUGCAGUACAAUAUUUCCAGUUCUAUGGAUAUCUUUCACAACAGCAAAAUAUGAUGCAGGAUUAUGUCCGCACAGGUACCUAUCAGAGAGCCAUCCUGCAAAACCACAAUGACUUUAAGGAUAAGGUGGUGUUGGAUGUUGGCUGUGGUUCUGGGAUCCUUUCGUUCUUUGCUGCCCAAGCUGGAGCGCGGAAGAUCUAUGCUGUGGAGGCCAGUACUAUGGCUCAACAUGCGGAGGUGCUGGUCAAGAACAACAGUUUAUCAGAUCGAAUAGUGGUUAUCCCAGGCAAAGUGGAAGAGGUGACGCUACCAGAGCAGGUGGACAUGAUCAUAUCAGAGCCCAUGGGUUACAUGUUGUUUAAUGAGAGGAUGCUGGAAAGCUAUCUGCAUGCUAAGAAAUUUCUAAAACCUAAUGGGAACAUGUUUCCAACAAUUGGGGAUGUUCACUUGGCACCAUUCACAGAUGAACAGCUGUAUAUGGAGCAGUUCACAAAGGCCAAUUUUUGGUAUCAACCCUCUUUCCAUGGCGUGGACCUCUCUGCACUCCGUGGGGCUGCAGUUGAUGAGUAUUUCCGUCAACCCAUUGUAGAUACUUUUGACAUCCGCAUCCUGAUGGCAAAGUCUGUGAAAUACACAGUUCACUUCUUGGAAGCCAAAGAGGAUGACUUGCAUCGGAUAGAGAUCCCUUUCAAAUUUCACAUGAUGCAUUCAGGACUGGUUCAUGGCCUGGCUUUCUGGUUUGAUGUGGCCUUCAUCGGCUCAGUGAUGACUGUCUGGUUGUCUACAGCUCCUACUGAGCCCCUCACUCACUGGUACCAAGUACGAUGCCUCUUGCAGUCACCUCUCUUUGCCAAGGCUGGAGACACCUUAUCAGGGACAGCACUUCUCAUUGCCAACAAAAGACAAAGCUAUGAUAUCAGUAUUGUAGCUCAGGUUGACCAGACGGGCUCCAAAUCCAGCAACCUUUUGGAUCUAAAGAACCCUUUUUUUAGAUAUACAGGGGCCACGCCUUCUCCACCACCAGGCUCCCACUACAGCUCGCCCUCGGAGAAUAUGUGGAACUCUGGAGGGUCAUAUAGUAUGGGCCAAGGAAUGGGCGUGUCUGGCAUGCCUACUGCUUAUGACCUCAGCAGUGUUAUAUCUAGUGGAUCCACAGUUGGACACAAUAACCUCAUCCCUCUGGCAAACACUGGCAUCGUGAACCAUACACACUCCAGAAUGGGCUCCAUCAUGAGUACUGGUAUUGUACAAGGCACGUCCAGUGGGCAGGCGGGUUCCAGCUCAAGCAGCGGGCACUACAACCAGUUCACCAUGGGUGGACCUGCCAUCUCCAUGGCGUCACCUAUGUCCAUCCCCAGCAACACAAUGCACUAUGGGAGCUAAGAUAACCUUCCACUCUGAACUGACAGCGAAAGAAAACCAAAAGAGGCUCUUGGGGGCCUCUCUUCACCAUCCUUGCACCCCACCCCCCACCCAAACACACUUUCCCCUUUAAACCCUGACCACCACACCCCACUUUUCGGCAUGUCUCUGCACCGGGCAUGUGAAGUUGCCUGGUCAGUCCACGUUUCAGUGGUUAAUUAAGCAGGUUCUAGGUGAGUCCACUGCCUAUGUGUACUAUGCUCUUGUUCACUGUUGUGCAUAUCAUUAAAAUGUGCUGUGACACAGCCGUAUGGGGGAGACAGAAGAGCCAGCCGAGAGUGAAGGGCACGGAUGCAUGUCCAGCCCAACCCUUUGCCCCCCAUUAAGGCAGCCUUGUCGGCUGUCACUCAUCUUCCAGGACUUUUUGUUGAACAGAACCAUAUUCUACCCUGUGGGAUGAAUAACAAUGAGUGUCAUGCUAAGUGGAUGAGGCGACUUGUCUCCAAGUGACAUGGACCCUUGAAGCUUUGGACUGAUGCUGUUAGGUGUACAGGUUUAUCCACCUGUUAUUUUUUGACCCCAGCCCCCCUUCCAUUGGACUUUGUUGAACUUUUUUUUUGUUUCCCCCCACUCCUCCUUUGACUGUGUGGACUCUGGUAACCUGGAUAGAAAAUGAUGAAUUUCAGGUUGCAGUUUUUACUUUUUGACGUGUGUGAAAGCAUAGGAAAUCGGCUUACAAUGUCCUUUGCAGCAUCAGCGCUAGUUAAAUUUGUAAUUGAGCCUAAGUGCCCCUUGCCCCGAGUAGUGGAAUAACGUUGAUGGCUGCUUCAAGGCCACGUAGGACCAUCGUAAUCCUGAUCCUCUGCUGGAGGUGGGGAUAUAGCAUUGAGCACCAGCCAUUUAGGUUUUGAAUGAUGCAGAAAACUGGACUGCUUGAAGGAAAAAAAUAAAUGAAACAUUUUGGACUCGCCUGUGAAAAGGUCAGUAAAAGCUAAGCGCCUUGCCGCGCCCUGCCCAUGUUGUACCACGGCAAGGCAGUUGUAUAGGGUUUAAUUUUUCUCUUACUGUAUUGCACCUCAUGCCCAACUUUCAUCCGUCUUGUACGUUUAAAACUGACACUGAAAUUUUGGCAAGUGACAACCUUCACACCAAAUCCAUCCAGCCUGCAUCAAGGGGAGCUUCUGUGUUACCCAGCUAGAAGCAUAGAAUUCCUUUGUAGGUCGGGAUUUGUUGGCUUUUUUGUUUUUUUUUUUUUUAAAAUCCUUCUUGACAGUACACACUUCAGGUGGUCUUUUUUUUUCCUGUUUCAAUAUCAGUACAAAUUUCAGGUGGUCUUGAUAUUUUUUGCCACAAAGUAUUGUGCAGAUUUGGCUUUGGUGCAGUUUCUCAUCAUCUUUCAAUUUGGUCCAUGACAUGGGAGUCACUUGUAGGUUAUAAUUUUUUUUUUGUUUUUCUUUUUUUAUGGCACACUGUCCAGAUUGUGUGAUGUGUCAGCAUCCCACAACUAGUCACUUUUAAACACACACAAGAACAAAACAAGUUCAGUGUUAAGAGUCCAGUGAAGGAACAAGGCCACUGUGUCACCACAGCCUGAAAGGCCAGCUGCUUCUUGUCCCCGUUAAUAGUAUUUUGUAAUGUCUGCAUGGUCAAUGAAAGGCUACAGUCCAUGGCCUUUUGUUUUGGGUUUUCUCAGGGCACUCACCUUUUUAAAUGUUUUAUCAUAUCCAUAUGUUUUUAAUGGUAGCAAAGGUGACAUUAAAAAAUCAUACAUGAAUGCUAAAGCUUGCACCAUCUGACUCGUGGGAAAGGGCGAUACAUUAGACGAGCAGGCCCAGGUAUCGUCUGUUCUUGUUUGGCUAUGCCCUUCAUUUGUGCCCACAGUUUAUGGUAGGGGGAACCUCCAUAUCUGCCCAUAAAGCAGCCAAGCGUCAUGCCCCCUGUGUAAAGUGAGCACAGUCCGUUCACAAACCCCGACGAGUUUGAUUCAGUCUGGUCAGUGGCUGGGUUGAUCCAAGUGAUCAGUUUUAUGCAGAGGCCCUAAUGUAGUUAAAAUGCUGCAGCAACCGUAUUAUAGGAAGUUUGUUAAAUAGUGUUUUUUUUUUUUUUUUUGGUCUGUUUCUUUUCCCUGUAGUAUAAAUAAACUUGGGAGGGUUUUGAAAGA